AUGUCUCGGGCCUUGACGGUUUGGGAUGCUCGUCGUGGCCAGGACCUCGAGUUGGGUCAUGACAGAAUGGUCUCAAUGCACGGUUCAUGGUCCCAGGGUGUUUGUGAAAUCAGAAAAACAAUCAUGCCUCCCUGUCGUAUUAUCGAUCAGAAUGCACAGACAGAUGAGGGAGCAAUGUUGAAUCGGGAAAUGGAUUUUGCCAGACUAUCAGUCCACAUGCAACAAGUUGAGGAAAAGAAAAAGAAAAUUGUUGAAUCUAGAGGGAAGGACAGGAGAUGUCAGUUUGGCGCUAUAGUGUGUUAUUCGUAUGGCCAACUAGCCCAUAUCCAGAGAGAACGUCCGGUAGCAAAGGGUAAUGUUAGUGGCUCUAAGUCACAGGCUAAUUCUUCUGCACCACCAUCGCCUCAGAAGGGUGCCACUUCAGCCAUCGAAAAUAGCCGCAACCGGUUGUACACCUUGACCAACCGCCAAGAGGCAGAGGCCUCACCGGAUGUAGUUACUGACUCUAUUGUGGCUAGGAGCGUGUAUAGAAAUUGUGUGGUAACUGUUUAUGGGCGGAAUACUCCGGCAGACCUCAUAGACAUAGACAUGGUUAAAGAUUCGAAUACCGAAAGACCUUCUCUUCAGUCUGUCCUUAUGGUGAAUGAGAUCCCAGAAUGGUAUGGUCAGAGUGAGAAAUGCAUAAAAGCUAUCUUCUCGCUGGCUAGUAAAAUUGCUCCCAGCGUUAUUUUUGUAGAUGAAGUUGAUAGUAUGCUGGGACAAAGGGAAAAUCCAGAAGAACAUGAGUCAUUGCGCAAAUUGAAAAAUGAAUUCAUGGUGCAUUGGGAUGGGUUGCGCACAAAGGAUACAGAACGAGUUCUGGAACUUGCAGCAACAAACAGGCCAUUUGACCUUGAUGAAGCUGUUAUAAGGCGACUGCCAUGCAGGUUGAUGGUCAAUUUACCAGAUGCUCCAAACAGAGCAAAAAUUCUAAAAGUGAUACUCGCAAAAGAAGACUUGGCUCAGGAUGUUGAUCUGGAAUCAGUUGCAAGUAUGACAGAUGGAUAUUCCGGGAGUGACCUUAAGAAUCUCUGUGCAACCGCUGCAUUUCGACCCAUUGGAGAUAUCCUAGAAAAGGAAAAAAAGGAACAGACCGCAGCUAGUGCUAAUGGUGGACCACCUCCAGCACUAAGCAGCAGUGCAGACUUACGGCCACUGAAUAUGGACGACUUCAGAUAUUCUCAUCAGCAGGUUUGCCCAAGUGUUUCAUCUGAAUCCGCAAAUAUGACACAGCUUCUUCAGUGGAAUGAUCUAGCGUGUCGAGUCCUGUCAGAAAAUUGA
Molecule: messenger RNA, 1320 nt
Organism: Capsicum annuum
Lineage: Eukaryota; Viridiplantae; Streptophyta; Magnoliopsida; Solanales; Solanaceae
Product: spastin-like
Exons: 13
Coding region: 1-1320 (439 amino acids)
Cellular component (GO): mitochondrial outer membrane
Molecular function (GO): ATP binding; ATP hydrolysis activity
Source: RefSeq, a predicted model, not a curated record